CAAAAUAUAAUAAAAAUAAUAACUUAAUCCCGCGCAAGGCGCGGAUCUUAUCCUAGUCGUAUUAUUAUUUUAAUUAUAUCGCAUCAAUUUUUCUGUCUAAUUCUUUUUUUGUUAGUUCUCUCAAUUUUAACCAGAAAAAUAACUAUGGACAACGUUGAAGAAAAUUUGUGUAGAAGAUAAUGACAACGAGAAAGAAACUAUGGAAUAUAUGCCAUUAUAUUAUUCUUAUACUCGAAGAUAUUAUUUUCCACUAUAAACUAUACGAUUGAAACAAUUAUGAACAAAAAUGGUCAUAGAUAUCUUUACAAUUUUUAAAAUAAUAUACAUAAAUAUGAUGGUGUUUAAAUUAUUAAAAUAUGUAUAUGUUCAAAUUUGUGCUAAAGUUUUUAGUCUUCAAAAUCUUAGGACUGGCUAUUUAAACAAAUAUAACAAAAUCAUACUCUAAAAAAUGCAGGAAACUAAAUCUAACUCGAUAUGUUUUUAUAAUUGCAAUUUCAUAUUAUUUUAUGAUGGAUCUAAAUGUGAAAAUAUAUUUGUAUUUUGUAUGCUUUCAUUUUCUAAUAAUGAUUUAAUGUUAAACAGAAUUACCCCAUUAGUCUAAUGUUCGUUUGCACUUUUAAUAAUGGGCUGAUCAAACAAUAUUAGGCCCAUAAAGUUUAGGCCUUACUUACAAUCACACGGUUUUGCCUCCACUUCCCCACACUCUCUCUCACCCACACACACAGACACACUCCACCGACACCAAUGUCUUCUCCGGCGACUCUCCCUGUCACCAACCAGCAAGCCACUCAACCCCACGCCUUCCGCACAUUCCUCUUCCUCGCAACUCGUUCGCCCGACUCCUUCUCCCGGAUCCGCAAGAACCUCUCCUACUUCAAAGUCAACUACUCCGCAAUCAUCUCCUUAGUCCUCGCCUUCUCCCUCCUCUCCCACCCUUUCUCUCUCCUCGUCCUCCUCUCUCUCCUCGCCGCGUGGAUGUUCCUCUACCUCUUCCGGUCUUCGGACCGGCCUCUGGUUGUGUUCGGACGUAGCUUCUCGGAUCGGGAGACGUUGCUUGGUCUUGUGGUGACGACGGUUGUGGUUGUGUUUAUGACGAGUGUUGGGUCUUUGUUGACUUCGGCGUUGACUGUUGGUGUGGCGUUUGUUUGCUUGCACGGUACGUUUAGGGUUCCGGAUGAUCUGUUCUUGGACGAGCAGGAGCCUGCUGCUAAUGCUGGGUUGCUCACGUUCAUUGGUAACUCUGAUGCUACAUCUGCUGCUGCUUCCUUUGUCGCGGGACGAGUUUGAGUUCAUUCAUAGUGGUGAACUCUGUUUAUGGGUUUAGGGUUUUGAGUGUAGAUUCGAUCUAAAGAUGUAACCUUUAUAUAAAUUUGAAACUCGGUUCUUGUUUGAGUUCUUUUGCAUUUAGAAAGCUUUUUACAGAUAAAGAUUGUUUUUGGUGAAAAGAGUUUAGAUUAGAGAUGAGGAAGAGAAUGAGAGAUUGUAGAUUCCAAAUUGCUGCAUUGUGUACUCAUACACAUUGUUAGGUGAUGUUGUUCUGUCUUA
This is a messenger RNA of Brassica rapa (field mustard), 1545 nucleotides long. Its product is annotated as PRA1 family protein B2. The record is from RefSeq and is a predicted model, not a curated record. NCBI's taxonomy places the organism in Eukaryota, Viridiplantae, Streptophyta, Magnoliopsida, Brassicales, Brassicaceae. Gene Ontology annotation, biological process: vesicle-mediated transport. Gene Ontology annotation, cellular component: Golgi apparatus; endoplasmic reticulum.